AUGUCACGUACUGGUGGAGGUCGGCCAGAUCUACAAGAAGAUGCAGCAGGUGUAGGGGUGGGCACACAGCAGGGGGGAGAUCAAAGUGUCACAGACCAGUCGGGAUUCAAAGAUGUGGGCUAUCCGCGAGGUGGGGAGGGCACACCAGAAGAGGUAGGGGAGGGACAGAAAGUCACAGAAGGUGACGUCGCAACAGGUGCUGAGGGUUACUACAAUUCUCACCCAGUCCCACGUGAGUAUGUCACCACCGAUCGUGUCAGUGACGACAUCACAAUAGCAGAGAGUGACGUCACACAAAGAGAAAAUGACAUUUCACAAGGUGAGGAGGACGUCACACAACGGGAUGAGGACCUCACACGAGGGGGAGUAAAUGACUUCCCACAAAUAGGAGAAGAUGACGUCACACAAGGGGAAGAGGUUAUUGGCGAUGAAUCUGAUGAUGCAGGGCAACCAUCAGAAGAAGAUGGUGAAGACCGGAUAUUGCUGGACCAAGGCUGUAUGGAUGUGUUAAGUAACUGCCGACAGUACAGUCAGAGCGACUGCAGACAGUUCCCAGACUGGGGCAGACAGAACUGCCAGAGGCGAUGUAACUACUGCGGAGACAACGACGUUCAAGCAACGACAUCCUCUACCAGUGAGGAUUCGGACUGUAGCGACGUCAACAAGCAGUGUGUUGAGUAUCCAGACAGCGUGUGUGAGGAGUACGAAGCAUGGGCAGGAAUCAACUGUAGACGUCGGUGUCACUACUGUGAGCAGGACAUGGGGGCGGUGACAGCUACUGUGACUGCGACCUGCAUGGACGUAUCCAGUGACUGCCACGACUACGAUCACUCCGUGUGUGUCCAGUACAGAGACUGGGCAGAGGUCAACUGCCGGAAGUUCUGUCACAUCUGUACUUAGUGCGUCCUAUCCAGUGACUGGCAACUGUGUUCCAGAGGCACUCUAAUCACCGGACAGUUGUUCCCUUAUGUGGACAAUUCUUGACCAAUCCCACUGAAAUCAGAUCUUGUACUCAGAUGUAAUACCUGUCUGCCUGACAACCAGAUCUACGUAUAAUGACCUCCACAGCAUCGGACUUCUAACGUGUCAUGCACGAACGAAAAGGGACAGUUUCGAAUGGAAAGUAAU
Messenger RNA from Haliotis rubra (blacklip abalone), 1128 nucleotides. RefSeq lists its product as uncharacterized. NCBI's taxonomy places the organism in Eukaryota, Metazoa, Mollusca, Gastropoda, Lepetellida, Haliotidae. The record is from RefSeq and is a predicted model, not a curated record. The coding region runs from base 1 to 900 and encodes 299 amino acids. The transcript is spliced from 3 exons.